AUGUUCAACUGCCAACUGACCAAACUGACGACCAAGAUCAACCAGAACUCCCCAUCGCUCGCCCGCCAAUCAACAAGCAAGAGUACCCCAUCCCCAUCCACGAAAAGCUCACCGCCAAGACGGCCAAUCAAGAAAGCCUACCGAGCAAGAGAUCCAUUGAACCCUCUGCUCGACCACUUCAUCACCGGAGCAGCCUGCCUCUCCAGGAGUAGCCACCCCCCGUCGAGCGCUCGCCUUGGUCAUCCUCGCGACCCCGUUUCCGGCACCUUAGCUGAACUCGAAAGGUCCAAGAAAAUCUACUCAAGCUCCCAAGCGAUGGACAGAAGCAUCCAGAAACUCAUCAAGAUCAAUCCGCUUCCUCCACCCCCACCUCAACCAUCAACUUCCAAAUUCUCCCUCGAUCAUUAUCCACCUCAUCAAUCCCAUUCGCUCCCUUUGUCGUCAUCCUCCUCCUCCUCCAGCCGUGAGCCGACCUUCCGCUCCCUCGAACAAGCCUUACAAUGGACUCAGAUCUACAUCCGCUUCUUGAAAUCUUCACCCAAUCAAGAAGUGUUUGCCAGAAGGAUCAAAGAGCUCAUCCAUCGGCGACUACCUAAGAGACUCAUCGAACCGAUCAUCAGGUUUCAUAGCACGGAAGAAGGGCUAGUCUCGAUUCAAUCUUACAACCAUUUGAUCGCAUAUUACUACCAAUCCGAGCGAUAUCAUCUGGCUCGAAGAUUGAUCAAGGAGAUGGAGGAACGAGGGAUCCCGAAGAACCAAGAAACGCAAGAGUUGAUUGCUUGUUCCUAUCAAGCAUUAAACAAGUUCAAAGGGGUUCAGUUGACAUUAGAUGCGAUCAAAGCCGACGGUCAUCAAGUUAGUGAUCAAUGCUUGACGAGGCUGUUCUCAAUCCGACCAAGAAGGCCUUCUAAGCUCGAACAUUUCGAUUCGAUGGACGAUCCCGUCCCUUCUGGAUCGGACCCUCCUCCGACCAAACCAUGCUCAAAAAAGACCUUGCUGGCCAGGACGGAGGAGCAGAGUUGGAUGCCGAUCGAAGAUUUCCUGAAACACCAUCGCUGGGAUUCUGAAUACGUCAGGAAGGACGGUCGGGCACUGGUGACUCUGACGAAGCGGCUGAUGGAGCUUGGAAGAUGGAAAGAGGCGAAGGAGUUUGUUGAGAUGAUCCUCAACCUUGAUCUCAAGAGGAGUGCCGCCGAAAGUUCCCGGCUGGACAUUACCCCGUAUUGGGCCACGAGUCUGUUAGAGGCAUUGGUCUUCGGAUUAUACAACCUCAAGCGACAGCGACCCACUGACGACUCUCCUAGCACGAAAUCGGAUCGGUUACCGGUCGAGUGCGUCUUUCGGUUCGUCGAGCGUUUUAUCGAUCAGCACCCGGAACACCUGAUCAAAGCCAACAGUCGAACCUUACUGAACUGUCUGAGGAUACAGACCUUCCUAGCGCCCUCUGAAGUGCAUCGUAUAUCGCAGGUCUGGACGAGCCGAUACGGAUUGGACGCCAAGCUGAUGGGCUCCAGAACAGGUAUCCGCUUCUUACACGUCAUCUCCGCCUGGUUUGUUCGGCUGCUCAGAUCGACCCAAGCGCUCAUCUCCACUCUCGAUCGAUCUUCUCCUUCUUCCAGCUCUCUAGUCGAAGAAAUUCAGGCAAAUCUGAACCAACUGGUCAAUGAAUACCUGAUAAUCGAUGAGCACUUGAUUGAAUGUCUAGACCUGGAUGUCCCUCGAGCUGAAUCGUCAGCUAAGACGGGAAGCCAAACCGAGCAGAGCAGAGAAGAGUUGCUGAUUGAACGGUUGAUCUUGAAUGGCCCCGUGGACGGGAAACUGGUUCGGACGAAGUACCGAUUUAUUAGUACUCAAGACCUCCAAUCGAUCAAGUCGAGCCUCCAGAAGAUCUUCAAGAUCCGGCCCAAGAUCGCCAAGCUGAUGACUCUCCACUUCCACGCUAUCCUCAAUCCGUCCUCCGAAGCAAAGAGGGACAAGGCCGACUCAACUUCAGCUCUUAUUGACUUCUAUCGUCCAAUUCUUGGUGGUAAUAUACGCCUGUCGAAGUUUUUGAGUGAUCCUAGUCAUGAUCGUGAUGGUCAGACAUUCAGCCCAUUCAACCAGAAGUUCUACUCGCUAAUCGACCGCUUCAAGACCCAAGUUGAUCACCACACUGCUCAAGACCAUCCCCGCCAACUCACCCUCGACCUCGUCCCCAAGCUGCCCGGCUCUCGUCAUGCUCCAGCCCCAGCUCAGCUCAAUCCUCAUCCUCCGGCUCAUCAUACCCUUCUUUGUUGGAGAUCUGAAGACCGACAUUCAGUGCCUAUCUACUUCAAAUCUUCUUCUUCGUAG
Molecule: messenger RNA, 2331 nt
Organism: Puccinia triticina
Lineage: Eukaryota; Fungi; Basidiomycota; Pucciniomycetes; Pucciniales; Pucciniaceae
Exons: 1
Coding region: 1-2331 (776 amino acids)
Molecular function (GO): protein binding
Source: RefSeq, a predicted model, not a curated record